GUUGUUUAGUGACAUCGUGAAAAGCGACCUCAGGUAUAGGGACAAUGUAUUGAUGGUCAUUAGCAUAUAGGUGUGAAGGUAUUACAGUACCUUACUGGUCAACUAUGUAUGACGUCACCAGAUGGCCAAUGCGGCCUUUAGCUUCCUACCUGUAUAUGCAUUAUUUUUUUAUGUUAUUAUUCUAAAAUGGCUAGACUAUCCAUCCCCACCUAACCUAUUCAGAGGUUUAAGAAUAUACAUUUUAGUCAUCUGCGACUGUAAUCAUUCAUUAUGCAGUAAUAAAUUCAAAACUAGAAUAGAUGCCCAAAUGUCGUACCGCAAUUUUUAGAAGCAUCGUACGUCUGGCAGCACAGCAGGUAAGCUGACCUGGCCGCCAUUCCCCAGUCAAAUAGGUCAGUACAUCUCUAGCUCUCCCAGCCAGCACAAGCAGCCAACAUCGCUCCUGGACAUUUCACCAGACCUCUGUAUUAUUCAACAACAAUACGCAACCAUGGAAACUUGUCCUUUCUGCAAUAAGCCAAAGCAGGGGAAAUUGCACUUGUGCGAAGUAAGGUGCAUAGAAUGUCAUAUCUCAUAUACAGCCAACUCGCGUCGUGAGUGUGUGUUAUGCUGUCCCCAGUGUGUUAAUAUCCCUCGUGGACAUUAUGAUGCAGUCUGCACCUCGUGUUCCAAAAUCUUCUGCACCAGUCGUCGCGACCCCGAAACCUGUCCAUUUUGUAUGAAUCUGGAUGUUGAUGACGAUACAGAGUCUAACACCAGAUCCGAUUCUGAGACCUCAGAAGCUUCAUCGCCUCAGAGCGAAAGAUCAUCUGUUGAACAGUUGGAUGAGGAAUAUCCUCGUGGAGGAGGGAAUGAGGCUGGAGAACCUAGCACUAGUCAAGCUCGUACACCGCCAUUAGAAGAUAGUAACAAUAGCAGGCCCAGUCUAGAUCGUAGCCAUCUAGAGGAUGAAGACUCCCUGCAUUUGGUUUGGGAAACAGAUUCAGAUGUGGAAGCCAGCCAGCCUAUCGCUAAUUCUCCACCACCUCAGGAACAGCAGCAGCAGGUAGAUGUUUUACUUCCUCCUCAACCCGAAGUUCUUGAAGUGAUUAAUAAUUUCAAUGGGGGGUACAUACGCCAUUCAUAUAGCAUCCCAGAUCAUGCCCAAGGAGAUCCUGCCCAUUAUUUGACUAUAUAUCGUGAUUAUUUUAUUCAGCAAAUAGAAUCCUUGUUUGAUGCCGUUCACCCCAAUUUCCCUCCUGCCCUCUUGAUAUACCCUGAUUUUACAUUUAAUUUACAACGGCUUAAUCAAGAAAAUGAACCUGAUUUUGAGGGAGAGUUACCUAUAAGGGCCGAGCAACGCACUGUAUCUAGGCAUGAGGCUAGUGUUGUCGUAGAUCAAUGGAUCGCUGAAUUGGACAAUAAGUUAGAAGAGUUCUUUGCCGAGACAGAAGGUUCGAGUCUAGGUAUACAGAGCAUUUCUGGUUUUUAUAUCGAUUCCAUAGCUGUUCAGCAUCCCAUCCGUCUAGGAGAAUACGUGCCUUAUCCGGAUAAAUUGCGUGGUUCGAGACAUAUUUUCAACCCUAAAGGCGAACAAAAUAUAUGUUUGAUCCAAUGUUUAGCUACAUAUAUAUGCUUGCUCGGGGAAUGGACUUACGCAACAUUGGCAGGCGUUCCAAAUCUGCCAGGUGGUGUCUUAGAUUUGUCCGUUGGAGUGAGGAUAUCGAAAUUCCCAUAACGUACGAUAACAUUAAUAAAAUAGAAAGUAUAAAUAAAUUAAGUAUUUUUAUCUAUGUGCUCACUCGUGAAGACAAUAGGUACUAUAUUAGCUUAGCUAGGAAAGGUAGGGAACAUUCUGCACCUAAAGUACCUUUGCUCAUGUUGGAGGAUCAGCAUCUUGUACUCAUUAAAGAUUUCAAUCAGUAUGUUCGCAACAUGCGUAGUAAUUCUAGCAGAAUACCAAACAAUCAUAUUUUUUGUCAUUCAUGUUUAAUUCAUUUGUCACCUGAUGCUAUGCGGGAUCACGAAGCGUCAUGUGAAGUUAAACAAACAUUGAAAUUUUACCCUGAAGGUCAUAAAAUCAAAUUCCAAAAUUACGGUCGUGCUUAUGGACCGUCUCACACGGCAUAUUAUGAUUUCGAGUGCUUGUUGGACCCCUCCAAUCCCCAAGGUAUGAUCGAGAAGCGUCACAAAGCUGUGGCAUAUGCUUUUAUCAUCAUCAACAGGGAAUUGGAGGUGGUGGAUAAAUUAACGUAUAUGGGGGAUGACCCUGUGAAUCAUUUCAUUAAUACUUUGGAGAAAGCAUGGAAGAGAAUCAAAUCUGCCAUGCCUAAAUACAAAAUAUCUAUGACACGUGAACAUUGGCAAGCCUAUAGACGUCAGACCACAUGUGAAAUGUGUUAUAGUCCAUUUAAAUCAGCUAUGGACAAGCACCGUCAUCAUGAUCAUGCUAUUGAAUUUAAUAAUUAUCUAGCUGCCUAUUGCCAAAGGUGCAACAUGUUGUGCAGAAAUUCUUAUAAAUAUUUAUACACAUUCUCUCACAAUGCGGCUUAUGACCUCGGGGUAAUUUUAAAUGAAUUGUCUAACGUCCCUAACCGUGAAAUUGACAUUGCCUCCAAAGAUGGAUUUAAGUUCAUGAAAGUAGAUAUCGGUAAACUUCGCUUUAUGGAUAGUCUGGCUUUACUAAAUGGCGGGCUGGAAAAACUAGCUAAAGAACAUAUCAGGGAAGGUAAACCCACCACUUACACCUCAGUUAUGCUAGAUGACGUCCCUGUAGCUGCCCACCAUUUAUUGAAGACAGGCAAACAGGUCUUCUGUUAUGACUACAUUUCAUCUUUGGAGAAAUUAAAUGAACCGGCUCUUCCUCCUCCCGAAGCCUUUUACAAUAGUUUAAAACACGAGGCCAUAAGCGAGACCGAUUAUACACAGGCUAAAGAAGUCUUUAGAUUAGCGGAAUGCAAGACCAUUGGGGAUUACUUAAAGGUCUAUUUAAAAGUAGAUACUGGACUAUUGUGUGAUGUGUUUACUGUAUGGCGCAAGACCAUGCUUGAGCUGUACAAGUUAGACAUUACUCACUAUGUCUCGUUAUCUAGUUUUGCAUGGGACGCUUUCUUGUUUAAGAGUCAAGUUGUCUUGGACUCUAUUUCUGAUCCCCAUUUGUACGAUGUAUUGCGUAGAAAUCUAAGAGGCGGAUUUACCUCUGUUGUACGACAACACACGAGUGUACAAAAUGAGCAUACAGGUGCUGAUCCUUCUAGCACUGAUAAAUAUAUUCUGUAUUUAGAUUUUAAUGGCUUAUACGCCACCUGUAUGACAGAACUGCUUCCUCAAGGCGGGAUCCGUAAAUUAUCUACUGCCGAAUGCAAUGAUUGGCUCCAACAAGGAUUGGAAAAUAUUACAUGUGAUGGGGAUAAGGGGUAUUGGGUCAUUUGUGACACCAAGCAUGUCGCACCUGAGGUGGCUCGAUACACCGAUGACUUGCCAUUAACCCUGUCGCAUGCUAAUAUUUCAACUGAUCUUCUGUCCGAUUAUAGCAAACAUAUUUUAAAUACCGAAGAUCGUAAACUCCCCAAGAAAAACAAUAAAUUAAUUGCUUCACAUCUCCCUCAAAAAGAUUACUUGGUGAGUUUAGAUUUGCUUCAGAUGCUGAUGAAAUUGGGAUUGGAAGUGGCUAAGGUAAAUGCAGUUUAUGAAUUCCAACAGAGCAAGUACCUUAAGGAAUUUGUCGAAACAAAUGCUCGUGAACGUGCAAAUACACCUUGCGCCAUUAAGGGUAAAGCUUUCAAGCUAGUAUCAAAUGCAAUUUACGGCAAGAGUUUGACAAAUGUGAGUAAAUAUGGCGAUCAGCAUUAUUUAGUUACAUCACGAGACAAAUUCCAAAAGCAUGCACGCAAUCCGUUCUUCAAACGGAGCAUUUUGUUAAGUGAAGACAGAGUUAUUUGCACAGUUAAGAAACAAUCACUUAAAGUCAAUACACCAACUUAUUUGGGGUUCCAGAUCUUGCAAAUAGCUAAGAGGAUCCUAUAUGAUUUUUGGUACAAUACGGUCAAAGCUCAUUAUGGAGACAAAGCUAGAUUGCUGUAUACGGAUACAGAUUCGUAUUUGAUUGAAUUAAGCUGUCCAAAUGCUUUUGAGGAAUUAAAUAAACUGCCUUUAUCUCAGCAUAUGGAUUUCAGCAAUUUCCCUCCUGAAAAUCCCUAUUUCGAUGACUCUCGCAAAGGUCAACUAGGUUUGUUAAAAUCGGAAGUUGGGGCCAAAAUUAUCAAAGAACUCAUUGCAUUGAAGCCUAAAAUGUACUCGAUUCACACUCAAGAUCAGGUUCAAAUCUGUCGUUGUAAAGGAAUUCCCACUUAUCAUCAGUCUAAACUCACUCAUGCUGCUUUCCAAAGUGCUUUAGAGUUAAAUAUUGGGCAGAGGUUCCAAUCCAGAUCUAUUAGGAAUGUUAAAGGCCGUAUGUGUACCUGUCUCACUACAAAACGUGGAUUGUCCGCCUUUGACGAUAAACGUUAUGUACCGAGUCCUACACAGUCUUUGGCGUAUGGACACCCCGAUAUACCUCGAGCAGAAAUUCAUGAAGAAGAGAAUGAGGAGGAGGAGGAUGUACCUGCACCUGCUGCUGCUGCACGUCCUGUGAGACGUGGAUUCCAUCCCAUAUUCAAUAUGUGGGGAAAACGCGAUGCACUGGUGAACAAGACGUAUCCUCACAAUUAGUGACUGAAGAAAUUGGUGAGGGAACAUUGCAACCUCCCCUAACCUGACAUUGAUGUUUGAAAAUUGCUACCUCCCCUAACCUGAGAUUGAUGUUUGACAAUUGCUACCUCCCCUAACCUAUCAUUGAUGUUUGACAAUUGCUACCUCCCCU
Procambarus clarkii (red swamp crayfish) is the source of this 4840-nucleotide messenger RNA. RefSeq lists its product as uncharacterized. Gene Ontology annotation, biological process: DNA replication. Gene Ontology annotation, molecular function: DNA-directed DNA polymerase activity; DNA binding; nucleotide binding. The record is from RefSeq and is a predicted model, not a curated record. Lineage: Eukaryota; Metazoa; Arthropoda; Malacostraca; Decapoda; Cambaridae.